AUGCGAUGUUAUUUCAUGAUCAUUUCCACUACAGCUGUAUGCGAGUUGUUGGACAAUAAAUUGAGAAAUACCAGCCUAAGCCAAGAUGCACACUUCCGGAAAGACGACACGUUGCAUAGCGCCCUGCCAUUCAUACAGAGACUGAACCAGGGUUGCCAGCGCAAAUGGAAAAUCCACAGGUGUUGGGUUUUCCACUAUGGGAGGUAUAAAGUUCUUGCUCUCAGACAGAGUGACACACACCGCCCAGAGAGUAACUCAGACAUAAUGGCCCAGAUUAGAGGUGGAGCUCCCACACUUGUGCUGCUUCUGAUAGUCAGCUUGUUCUGUCAAGACACUGCUGCUUGGGGAUGUUGCAGGCGAUAUUCCAAAGGACAGCUCCCUGCUAAUUUAAUCCGAGGAUAUUCAAUCCAGGACAUCAAUGCAAACUGCAACAUCAAUGCUGUCAUUUUUUACACGUAUGGACACAGAAGAGUGUGUGCUGAUCCUUCUCAGCCCUGGGUGAGAGACAGCAUCCAGAAUCUGAUGAACAAAGUGUUGGCUCUAAAGAAGCAAAGAAAACAGCAGUGAAGAGAGAGAAGCUAAUAUUUUACUAAGCAUUUAUGUAUAAUAUUUAUAUAUAAUAUAGAUUUUCCAUUGACAUAGUAUCAUUCUUUAUGAAGAAGCUGUUAUGAUUUAUGCAAUAUGCAUAAGCACUAUGUAUUUUUUGUAUGUACAUCUUAUUCAGUACAUUAAACCUGAAUUUGUUUUAAAAUUA
Messenger RNA from Neoarius graeffei (lesser salmon catfish), 754 nucleotides. It is a transcript of the gene ccl20a.3, whose product is annotated as chemokine (C-C motif) ligand 20a, duplicate 3. Gene Ontology annotation, biological process: chemokine-mediated signaling pathway; positive regulation of GTPase activity; neutrophil chemotaxis. The transcript is spliced from 6 exons. NCBI's taxonomy places the organism in Eukaryota, Metazoa, Chordata, Actinopteri, Siluriformes, Ariidae. Gene Ontology annotation, molecular function: CCR chemokine receptor binding; chemokine activity. Gene Ontology annotation, cellular component: extracellular region. The coding region runs from base 1 to 567 and encodes 188 amino acids. The record is from RefSeq and is a predicted model, not a curated record.